UUCCGGACAACGUAUUCGCUCGCUCUAAUUUCGUCACCCCACCCAUCGUCACAGUCUUUCUUUCUUAUUUGGUUUUGUAAGCGACGAGUGGUGAAUUUUAUAGUUACUGUUAAAUAGGACAGUUUGAUAUCACUGCAUUCUGCUAUUUUUUAAUUAUUAAUAUAAGGUGCACUUUUAAAGUAGUGUGGAUUCGGUACAAUGGUCGUGUAGUGAAAAUUAAUAUCGUAAAACAAGGACAAAAACAUAUUGCAGCUCAAAAUGGCUGCUCUGAAUAAACCUUUGCAGUUUGACAAAAUAUGUCGCGCUUGUUUAGAGAUAAAAAAGGACAUGCGACCUCUAUUUGAACAACUUACAGCGACGAUGUUGAUGGGCAUAUCGAAAGUGCAGGUCGCUGUAGGAGACGGCCUGCCCCCCCAGCUGUGCCUCCAGUGCGUGCACCAGAUCUCCCGGUGCCACGCCUUCAAGGACCUCGUCGAGAGGAAUGACGUCACGCUCCGGGAACACGCCGCGCGCAUGGCUGAAGAGGCCUUUAAGAGGGAGAGGGAGGAGAAGGACAAGUUACUGAGCCUCAACUGCGCGGAGCCGUCAUACAUGCAAUACAUGGAGGUGCCGCUGACCAACCCGGCGCAGAUACUGGAUGGGUUCUUCACUGCCACGCCUGAUCCGCUGACUGCCGAAAACACCGAGUCGAAACAAGAAUAUGAGGUUGAAAAGCUGCAGCCAGACGUCGCUCAGCAGAAAGACAAAGAAGGUCUGAACUCUGACGAAGAGAACUACUUACAACUGGUUUUAUUCCAAGCCACGUCCACAGUGUCGCCCGGGCGUCAUGUAUGCAACCUGUGUCACAAGGAGUUCAAGCACUCGCGCUGGCUCAAGCAGCACAUGCGCUCGCACACCAACUGGAUCAAAGCUAAUUGCAAGAAACCACCCAUGUGCUCUAUCUGCGAUAGAACUUUCAAGGGUCAGGGUAUGCUAAAAAUGCACAUGCGUACCCACGAGGCGCGUCCAGCCAAGCAGCCGACAUGCUCCGUGUGCCAGCGCACGUUCCCCACCAAGACCCUGCUGUACCGGCACCGGCAGACGCACUUCGAGCAGAAGACGCACCUGUGCACGGUGUGCGACAAGCGAUUCUAUAGCGCGUAUGCUUUGCGCUCGCACAUGGCGAGGCAUCGCGGCGAGCGACCCUACGUCUGUUCUACUUGUACCAAGAGCUUCUAUAACCCUACAGACCUUAAGGUUCAUUUCCGUCUGCACACUGGUGAGAAGCCGCUGAAAUGUACGGAAUGCAACAAGACGUUCCGUCGUCACUCGACGCUGUGCCAGCAUAUGAAGAAGCACCGCGGCAUACGGAACCACGUGUGCACUGUCUGUAAUAAGGGCUUCUAUGAAGUGUCCAAGCUUAAUGCGCAUAUGCGGGUACAUACUGGCGAGCGUCCAUACGAGUGCCAGUACUGCGAGCGUCGCUUCGCGCAGCAGUCGGCGCUGAUCUACCACCGCCGCACGCACACGGGCGAGAAGCCCUACAGCUGCAAGAUCUGCUUCGCGCGCUUCACCACCUCCUCCGCCAGGAACAACCAUAUGGUCACACAUACUGGGAACAAGAGGUUCGCAUGCCCGGUGUGCCUGAAGGGCUGCACGUCGCGCACGGAGCUGCGCGUGCACGCCAGCAAGCACACCGGCGAGAAGCUGUUCGAGUGCGGCGUCUGCCAGCAGCGCUUCAGCUCCGCCUCCUACCUCGCCGUGCACCGCCGCUACCACUCCGGCGAGAAGAAGUACCACUGCCAGGUCUGCGGGAAGGGCUAUGUUGAAUCGAAUUCAUACAAGAAACACAUGAAGACUCACGGCGUCAGCAAGUCGGAGACAGAGUCGUCGGCGUCGGAGGCGAGCGCCGACAAGACCGACGCCACCGUCACCGAGCAUACCACCACCAGCACCGACGAUAUGGACGUGCAGAACCAAGCUCAAGGUCAAAUCCAAAUCCAAGUUCAAGAGCAACAAGUCCUUCAAGUUCAAGGACAAGUAGAGCGCCCUCCGCAGCAGAAGGUCACUCGCUACAAAUGCGGCUUCUGCGUGAAGACUUAUAUGAAUCUGCACAACUUGAAGAAACAUAUGCUGGUGCAUACUCAAGCCAAUCAGGAUAACACCCGAAACUCGGAGCCAAUAAUAUUCCUGACACAACAGCAAACACAGCAACAACAGCAACAGCAACAACAACAACAGGUGCAACAGCAACAAGUGCAACAGCAACAAGUGCAACAACAACAAGUCCAACACCAACAGAUGCAACAACAACAUCAACAAGUCCAACAAGUACAAGUGCAACAGCAACAAGUGCAACAGCAGGUGCAACACCAUCAACAACAACAGUUGCAGCAACAAGCUGUGUUGCAGGUUGGCAACGUGCAACAGCUAGCGGUGCCGAUACAUGCGCAACAUGUUCAACAGGGCAUCACUGUGUCUGGUGUUCAGAGCCAGCACCCGUACCCGGUGAUAUCUUCAGUGCAGUCGCUGCAGCUGCAGCAAACACAACAGGUUAACACGCAACAGCCACAGCAGCUUCAAGUACAAACCAUACAGAUACAUCCACAGCAUCAACCUAUACAAAUACACGCUGUGGGAGUGCAACAAGUGCAGCAGCAACAGUUGCACGUGGCUACAUCGUCCUGUCAGACCAUGCUGCCCAAUAUAUUGCAGCUGCAGCCAGGCACGGUGGCGGUGUCAGGGUUAGGGCAGCAGGAGCUGGGCGGCGUGACGCACCGCAUCAUCCUGCAGCCGCAGCCCGCGCCGCCGCACCCUGCCGUCUACACCAUACACCACUGAGACAGCGCCAUCUACCGGCCCAGCCGUGACAUACAUAGCGCCAUAGAUGUACAGUAGUAAAGGGGACGCGUUUUAGGGGCUGUCUUUUGUUUUUGUUUUAGACGUUCAAAAAGUGCUGAUUUAUCAGCCUAAUUUGAAUAAACGUUUUUUUUUGUGUUUGAAUCGAUUCGGCAAUCGACUGAUUUUUUGUGUAAGUUCAUCAGUUAAGUGACUUUUUAUGUGCUGGUUUCCUCUACUUUGAAAUUGGGAGCUUUUUUUUAAUUUUGAGCAUAGAUUAUUUUACAAAAUCUAUCGGGUUUUCAGGUUAUAAUUUAUGUUUGAUACAUACGGAGCCUCUAGCUAGAGUCCAUAUUUUGGACUCAUACCACAUAUAGUUAUCUAUCACGCAUUGCUGAUCUAUCAAACUAGUGGAAUACUAUAGGCCUAUAUGUGCACACGAUCUUUGCUCGGAUUAAAACGAGUUUAUCGAGUACAUUCGUAAGUCUGUACCGACCAUAAUGUUUACACAAUACACCUAAGUAACACUGCUUGAUAUGUUACAAUUAUGUAGUGGUUGGUUGACAAAUACAGUUAUACCUACAAUAAUAAGAGGAGUGCUAUUUACCAUUUUUCUUUAUAUUUGAUGGGCAGAACUUGCCCGCGAUAAAUGUAUAGUUAAGCCAGAUAAUGGGUAAAUAAUGCUACGAUAAGUUUUAUUAUCCAGCCAGAUGAUAUCAGAACGUAUUUACUGUAAUACCAAUUUAUUUUAUGUAUUCCGUGGUUAGGCGUUUUUAAAUAUUGGAUAUAGCACUCCAUUUUUCGGUUUUACUACAGUGUGCCUAGAUACAUUAUAUUUAAUAGAUAAUUUAGAGAGAAUACUGAAGUCUUAUUGCACUGGUGCCUGAAUAUUAUAUAGAUCGCUCGACUUUACAUUUGUAUGUUUAGAAUUUAUGUGUACAAUAGUGGUAGUAGCAUCUAGUUACAUCAGCAAUAUCUAGUGUAGGAACUCGUAAUAUGUGAUUAGUAAAUAUAGCUAUUUCGAUAUUAUUUCCUUGUAAAUAAGAUACAAUCCCCUACGGAGUUAGCAAUAAUGUAAAUAUACACAAUUGUUUAUAUUUAUUAUUAAAAUGUUUGUUUCGCUAAA
Messenger RNA from Helicoverpa armigera (cotton bollworm), 3943 nucleotides. Its product is annotated as zinc finger protein 689. NCBI's taxonomy places the organism in Eukaryota, Metazoa, Arthropoda, Insecta, Lepidoptera, Noctuidae. Gene Ontology annotation, cellular component: nucleus. The transcript is spliced from 15 exons. The coding region runs from base 259 to 2820 and encodes 853 amino acids. Gene Ontology annotation, biological process: regulation of transcription by RNA polymerase II. Gene Ontology annotation, molecular function: DNA-binding transcription factor activity, RNA polymerase II-specific; RNA polymerase II cis-regulatory region sequence-specific DNA binding; zinc ion binding. The record is from RefSeq and is a predicted model, not a curated record.